AUGCUCUCAAAUAAACAGAAGAAAGAUUCGACUAUGGACAGAAAAGUUUUUCAUAACAGAAGAACAGUUUUGCCUUCGGGUGGGGAAUUCUUGAAGCACAAAGAAUAUGAAACUGUCUAUUGGAUGCUCCUAUCAUGGAAUUCAGAUAAUGAAACAAUUUUUAAGCACGAGACGAUGCUUGUUGAAUUUUUGACCCAUCUUGAAAAAAAGAAUAAGCUCGAAUAUCAUAUUAUUUAA
Clunio marinus is the source of this 237-nucleotide messenger RNA. NCBI's taxonomy places the organism in Eukaryota, Metazoa, Arthropoda, Insecta, Diptera, Chironomidae. The record is from the annotation of a GenBank genome assembly.